AUGGCUUGCAAUGAGUUGAAUCAAAGUCAUGGUGGACAGAUUAGACUUAGCUGGUUGAGAGAGUUGUAUGAUAGUUGUUGUGAUAACGAGCUACGGGAGUUUGUUGCACGUGCAUAUCUUUUGCACCUUGUAGGGUGCAUGAUAUUUGCUAAUAAAAGUGCCACCUAUGUUCGUACCCAUUACCUCGAGCUAUUUAGAGAUCUCCCUACAUACCGUAGAUAUGCUUGGGGAGUUGCUGCUCUUAUCUACUUAUAUGAGCAGGCUUGGAUAUACGAGCACUUCCCUGCAUUGGGAAGGAAGCAAUUAUGUGAUACAUAUAUGGAGACCAAACCCCGUGCCAGACGUUAUAUCACUAGACGCGCUACUUCUGCUAUACCUGAUGUUAGAGUCCAGUUGGAUGCCUUGACAUUAGAUGGGGUGAUUUGGAACCCAUAUGUAGCACAUAGGGCUGGUCGACCACUUGUUGUAUAUGCCAUGUUUUCUGGCUACCUCAGGCUUGGUAUCUUCGUACACCGUCAUUUGUCGGAGCGUGUUCUGCAACAAUUUGGCUUCAUGCCGCCUACUCCAUGA
Vigna unguiculata (cowpea) is the source of this 570-nucleotide messenger RNA. NCBI's taxonomy places the organism in Eukaryota, Viridiplantae, Streptophyta, Magnoliopsida, Fabales, Fabaceae. The record is from RefSeq and is a predicted model, not a curated record.